Solenopsis invicta (red fire ant) is the source of this 2062-nucleotide messenger RNA. RefSeq lists its product as uncharacterized. Bases 454 to 1674 code for a protein of 406 amino acids. The transcript has a single exon. Lineage: Eukaryota; Metazoa; Arthropoda; Insecta; Hymenoptera; Formicidae. The record is from RefSeq and is a predicted model, not a curated record.
GUAGUGUACGUGAGCACUCGCCGCUAUGUUGCUAGUUGAUUCUGCAACUUCAAUGUAUGUCUGUUUAAAGGAUGGCGCUGAUUGGAUUUGCUUAACUCAAUAAUUACUGCUUUAUUAAGCAUUAUAGAAAAAAUUGGUUCAGGACUUUUCAAUUCAAUUUUUAGCAAACAAUAACACUAUAUAAUUUGGUGGACGCUUUUUAAGAAACACCCUGUAUAUCUACCUAUCCUGACAUCUACCUAUCUCGCGUAAUCCUCUCAGAGGAGUUUACAAUAUUGUCUGGAUCCUCCUUGCGAAUAUGUACACAAGAUGUAAUCAGUUAAAAUAGUUAAAUGAUUCCGUCACAUCUCAGUGCUACACAGUAUCACUCGGACGAUUGCCGGAAAAGGUUCGUCUAAGCUUCGCUUUGGCGUUUAAAGUCGAACGUGAAAUAGUACUCGCAGCGCGAAUAAAAUGUCGCGUAUUGAAGACUUUCAGAAAUGGCUAGACGAGGUAAUGUCAACAAUUAUCGAAAAUCUCGGAUCAAACGUCAACGAAGCACGAUACGAAUUAUGCAGAUUUAUCGAUUAUCCUAUGUCUACUCAGUAUUACAUAAAUAUAAAGUUUAAAAACAAGAACGGUGAUAGCGACGAACGUGAUAGCGACGAACUUGCUAUAAUGCUAAAACGACCCACGCUGUUGGAAACUAAUAGACUGCUCAAUCUCGUCGAUUAUCAAUUCCACAAUGAGAUCCUGUUUUACCAGACGUACGCUCAGCCUGGUGAGAAUUUUGCAAAAUGCUUCUACGCAAACGAACGACCACCUAUCGAUUCGGUGAUUGCCUUGGAGAACGUCAACAAACGACAAUACUGUCCUUGUCCUUAUACGUAUGACGCUCCUCUGGAAUACACAUUGGCAGCGUUUCGUGAGAUGGGACGAUUCCACGGUAAAGGGUAUGCUAUGAAGGAACUGCAGCGCGACAAAUUCUUCGAUAUUGUAAAACAAAUUCAAGAAUGUAGAUACGACAAACGUAGAUAUAACUGUAAAAAUUUUAUCGAUAUAAUUGCAACACGAGCAGUGGACUACCUUCGCAAUCAUGGUCACGAUGUAACUUUCUGCGAUAAAAUGGAAGCUUUAUUUUCGAAAGCGUAUGACAAUGUAAUAAUGAAGGCGGUGGAACCGCGGGAGCCAUUGUCCACACUGUGUCACGGCGACUUUACAUUGAGCAAUACUCUUUUCAAGACGGACAACGGUGGACAUCGUGCGAUGCUAAUCGACUUCGCGCUUUGUAGAUACUCAACUCCGGUAGUCGAUCUUUCCUCAUACCUUUGUCUGUGCUGUUCGAAUGAAGUGAGGAAAGACAAAUUCUUUGAAAUAAUGCGAGUCUAUCACGAUGCGUUAAAAGAAUAUCUGCUGGAGGCUGGCGUUUCAAACAUCGAAAAAUACUCGUACGAAGCUUUGCUGGACGAUUUCAGAAGAGGUGGUCUUUUUGGUUUCAUUCUCGCAUCUUUCUAUUUAGCAGUAUUAAAAAAGCACGGUGAUCGGACCGAUAAAGAUUCUCAUCAAGUGUCAAGUAAGAUAUUUAAUGUUAAAAGCGGGGAAUUUCUAAAGCAAUACGGCGGAGACAAAAUAUCUAAAAUACUAGCUGAUAUGUUAUUACAACUAAACGAUUUUGGUUGUUUAAAAUACUUUUGAUAUCAGUGCAAUAUUAUUCCAAGUUGUUAACACUUAGAUUAUUAUUAACCAACAAUUAUGGGUUAAAAGAGAUACACGUGUUAGGAAUACUUAACGUAAAAAAAAGACGUCUUACUUCUUCUAAUUUGUAAACAUGAAAAUGUACUGUUAUUAAUAAACAAGUUAAUAGAUUUAAUUAAUAAAUAAGUUGGAGACAAUAAGUACUAAUAUAUCUGACGUAUUGGUGAUGCACAAAUGUAUAACAAUUCCUCUGUGAAAAGAUUUAUCCAACCUUUGAAAGGUAAAAGGAAUAGAAGUUAAAAAAAUGUAAAAGAAUUUUUGCUAAAACUGUAUAAUUUUAUUACUAAAAUUUAAUUAAUUAUAGCACACCGUUUCAAUACUUAUAAUA